GGAAGUGGCCCGAGGGAAGAUGUUUGGUGUCAUCUCAGCGCCCUGCCGGACCUUACAAGUUCUCGCCCAGCCUCUGCGCGGAGACGCAAGCGUUCGCUCGCCCUUGGAGUGCGCAGACGCCUCGGGUCGCACUCGAGGCUUUUGUGUGGGGUUCUGUGUUUUUCCAGAAGUGUCCUGAGGAGCAGGGAAGCAUGGCUACUAUGGAUCUAAAAACCAUGUUCAAGGGGUUGGUGACAUUCGUGGAUGUGGCCAUAGACUUCUCUAAGGAAGAAUGGGAAUGCCUGGGCCCUGCUCAGAGGGACUUAUACAGAGACGUGAUGCUGGAGAACUACGGCAGCUUUGUAUCACUGGGACUUACCAUUUCGAAGCCGUCAGUGAUUUCCCUAUUGGAACAGGGAAAAGAACCUUGGAUGGCUGGGAAAGCAGGAUGGUACCCAGAUUUUCUAUCUAGGUAUGAGACUAAGGAGUUAUCCCUAACGAAUGGCAUUUUUGAAAAGGAAUCAUUAAAAUGGAAAAUUAUGGAAAGUGUCAGAAGUUCUUGCCUUGAAGAAUCUUGUUUUGGAAAUGACGGGAAAGUCAAGGGACUAUUUAAGAGACAACAGGAAACUAAAGAGGAAUAUUUCAGGCAUGUGACAGUCCCAUUUGAAAAAAUAUCAAAUGAAUUCAUCCAGCCUACCUCCCUUAUUCUAAAAAAAAUAAUUUAUACUGGAGAGAAACUCUGUGAACGUAAAAGCUUUGAAGACCUUUCUCAACAGGUAAGAAUUCAUAUCGGUGACAAACUUGAUGAAAUGUGUGGGAAGGCCUUUAUAUUUUAUACAAACCAUAUGAAACAUCAGCAAAGUCUUCCUGGAAAGAAAUGCGAUGAAUUUAAGGAACAUAGCAGAGACUUUGCUUAUGACUCCCAACUUACUCAAUAUCAAAUAAAUCAUACUAAUAAGAAAAUGUAUGAAUGUCAGACGUGUGGAAAGACCUUUAGAAAGCAUGCCCACCUUACUAAACAUAAUCGAAUUCACACUGGUGAGAAACCAUAUGAGUGCAAAGAAUGUGGGAAAGCUUUUGUCUGUUGUUCAACAUUGAUUCAACACAAGAGAACUCAUACUAAUGAGAAACCCUAUGAAUGUCUGGAAUGUAGAAAGACUUUUAGGCGGAGUGCACAUCUUACUCGACAUCAAAGAAUUCAUACUGGUGAGAAACCCUAUAAAUGUAAGCAAUGUUGGAAGGCCUUUGCUUCUGUCUCUGACUUUAAUAGACAUCAGAAAAUUCAUAGUGGUGAGAGACCUUACGAAUGUAAAGAAUGUGGGAAGGCAUUUAAUAGUCGCUCAACUCUAGUUCAACAUCAGAGAAUUCACACUGGUGAAAAGCCCUUUGAAUGUAAGGAAUGUGGCAAGGCAUUUAAUAAUUGCUCAACACUUACUCAACACCAGCGAACUCAUACUAAUGAGAAACCUUAUGAAUGUCAGGAAUGUAAAAAGGCUUUUAGGCAAAGUGCACAUCUUAUUCAACAUCAAAGAAUUCAUACUGGUGAGAAACCAUAUGAAUGUAAGCAAUGUGGGAAGGCUUUUAAGAGUGCAUCGUAUUUUUUUAUACAUCAUAGAAUUCACACUGGUGAGAAACCCUAUGAGUGUAAAGAAUGUAGAAAGUCCUUUAUUGAUUGUUCAACUCUUAUUCAACAUGAGAGAAUUCACACUGGCGAGAAACCCUUUAAAUGUCAGGAGUGUAGGAAAGCCUUUAGGCAGAGGGCACAUCUUACUCAACAUCAAAGAAUUCAUACUGGUGAGAGACCCUAUGAAUGUAAGGAAUGUGGGAAGGUCUUUACUUGUCUUUCACAGGUAAAGAGGCACCAGAGAAUACACAUGAGGUGAGAAAUCCUAUGUAUUUGAAUAUUGUCCUUCAUGUA
This is a messenger RNA of Cynocephalus volans (Philippine flying lemur), 1897 nucleotides long. Its product is annotated as zinc finger protein 420-like. Bases 192 to 1862 code for a protein of 556 amino acids. Gene Ontology annotation, cellular component: nucleus. Gene Ontology annotation, biological process: regulation of transcription by RNA polymerase II. The transcript has 5 exons. Gene Ontology annotation, molecular function: DNA-binding transcription factor activity, RNA polymerase II-specific; RNA polymerase II cis-regulatory region sequence-specific DNA binding. The record is from RefSeq and is a predicted model, not a curated record. NCBI's taxonomy places the organism in Eukaryota, Metazoa, Chordata, Mammalia, Dermoptera, Cynocephalidae.